Messenger RNA from Coprinopsis cinerea okayama7#130, 2253 nucleotides. RefSeq lists its product as hypothetical. NCBI's taxonomy places the organism in Eukaryota, Fungi, Basidiomycota, Agaricomycetes, Agaricales, Psathyrellaceae. The transcript is spliced from 11 exons. Bases 1 to 2253 code for a protein of 750 amino acids. The record is from RefSeq and is a predicted model, not a curated record. Gene Ontology annotation, biological process: endosomal vesicle fusion; autophagy; vesicle-mediated transport. Gene Ontology annotation, cellular component: fungal-type vacuole membrane; cytoplasm.
AUGACGUCCAGCUCGCAUGUUCUCAUCCUAGGCUCGAAUUCGAUCCAUUCACUGGUUCCGUCGAGCCUGAUAACCCAAGUCGAAUCUCUGCUGGACAGUCACAAGCUUGAGGAUGCCUUCACAGUUGCCGACACUAGGAGGAAGAAGCUCGAGGAAAGCAUCGAGGUCGAUGAGGACCAGGCCGAAGAACUGCGCUAUGUAUUCCAACGAAUUGGAUUCCAAUACUUCUCAGAAACAAUGUUUGAAGAUGCUGGAAAGCUGCUGUUUAAUGGCCAGCUCGACCCGCGAGUCCUAGUCAGCUAUUUUCCUCAGCUUCGAGGGAAUCUGUUCUCGGACGAGGACCAUGUGGACGUGUUCGCUGGGAUCGCGGAGAAGAUGCCCAGGGAGGCAUCUGUGGACGAUAUCAUUAUCUUCAACCUAGUCAGGAACUACUCGCCCCACCUUUCGCCGAACACACAAUCUGCACCGACGACAGCGGAACUACGCAAAAUCCUGCAGGAGAGGGCCCUGGAAAUGUUGGAGACGUUUCUCAAGAAAGAGAGGCGGAGACGAAUGGCAUUAGACUUGGACAAAGAUGAGGAGGUGGAACAGUUUAACAAUUCUGCUUCUAGCAAAGGGAAAGAGAGGGAGCGACCCCGUUCCAUCAGAGCCAUCAUCGACACCGUCCUUGCCAAGAUCUACGCGCAGUCAGAAAAGACAUCUGAACUCUAUGAUCUACUUUCGUCGCCCAACUCAAUUGUACUUUCCGAAGUUGAGGACGUAUUCCGGGAAACAGGCCAGUACAAUGCAUUGUGCAUGCUGUAUCAACUUGGUGGACCCGAAAACGACGAAAAGUUGCUUGAAGUGUGGUCGAAAAUUGUCGACGGAGUAUGGACAGAUCCAGAUAUCCCUGACCCUCUUUUACAAAUGGUGUCCCUACUCAUGGACAAACGCGAUAAGGCCCUAACCCACAAAUGGGGUAUAUGGCUAUUAAAGCGCGAUCAAGAGGCAGCCAUCCGACUCCUGACUGCCCUCAGAGACACCGGCGGAAAGCGGAGAGAUCGAGAGCGGACAGCCACUGGGGAAGACCUGGCCUUGUUGGAACAAAUCGAGUUGGAGAGUCCUGCUGCUGCGAAACAGUACCUAGAGUACCUCGUGCUCCAGAAACGAUCCCAGUCAAAGGAGCUACACAAUCGACUCGCGCUUUCGUGCAUCGACACCGUGCUCCAAUUCCUCCGCCAGGACAAUGCAAUAUCAAAACUAUGGCGAGCUAAAGUUUCUUCGUAUACAUCGACCUCCUCCAAAGCCCCUAAAGCGACACCUCUUUCUCCGACCACUACAUCCGGCCCUCCCGCUUUGCCCUCCUUCUUCUCGUACUUUGAGUCCACCACACCGGAGUCUCCCUCGAAGCGAGCUCGCCUCUGUUCAGUUCUUUUUCUCUCAGGCUCGCAUCUCUAUGACCCCGAAAUGAUCAAGGCCAGAAUCGUCAGUGAAAAACGAGAGAAGAUCUUAUCACUGGAGAUGGCGCUGUUAGAGGGAAAGCUUGGAAACCAUAGAUCAGCUCUAACGACACUGGCUUGCGAACUCAGCGAUGCGGCGAGUGCUGAAGCCUACUGUACACUUCAAGGGGAUGUCAUUCCUCCGAAGGUGGCUAUUUCGGCUGCGGAGGCUGCGGGGUUGGAUCAGUGGGCUGAGGGGUUGUUCCUGGGGGGUUCAACAUCCAAGUCGCAAUCUGGAAAGGCGAAGCCGGCUCCUGCGUUAAUACAGCGUCCAAUUGAUGAUGCGAAAAAGAAGGAGCUGUUGAAGGUUUUGUUGGAGGUCUAUAUGUUGGACGAUUCCCCGACAAGUGCUGAGCGGGCGUCCCAACUACUGAAUGCCCAAGCCAUGAAUCUCGAUGUCCUAGACGUCCUAGAACUCGUUCCUCCAUCUUGGCCACUUCCGUCUCUUACACCAUUCCUCGCCCGUUCCUUCCGCCGGAUCACGCAUCUCAAGCGGGAAGGGCAGAUAGCGAAGAACAUCGCUAGUGGCCAGAACUUGGAAGUGAAGGAGAGGACUUGGGAACCUGUAAGGCUCGCGGGGGCUUUGGUUGAAGAGGAGCUGGACGAUGAUGAUGAUGACGAGAGUGGAGGAGUGUUUGAUGAAAAGCGCGGGUUGGGGGAGAAGGAUGUUGUUGCUAUCGUUUCGCAUGAUUCUACGACGAAUGCGUUGGGGUUGAGCGAGAAGGGAUCGAAUGGGAUAGGGAGCGGGGAGGUUGUUGCUGAUGAUCUUCGGUGA